CGCCUUCCAGCCUCCUCCUCCUCUUCUCAUCCAGCAAACCUCCGCGAAAGGCUCCGCAUUUUGAAGGUUGAAGGGGGGGAAAACAACAGCCAGCAGGGCCGAGACGUGGUUCGACAAGCGGCACGAGAAGCCUCCCUGAAGUCGAGGCGUGGCACCUCCACUCGGGCUCUCCCACCAAGGUCCCGUCUUUACCAUCCUUGCCGCGGACAUUGACGCGUCAACCAAAAAAAAAAAAAAAACAUUGAAGAAAGUUUGAACGGGGAGACAAAAUGCGACUCGGCUGUGGUGCGGCUGCUCUUCAAGGUCAGAAUCUGAGCGACGCCGCCUCAGGAGACACUUCGCCGGCCACUCGGCAGCGACGGAGAGGCGCCGAGAUGCCGCCGGUCUUCGCGUGUCUGAUCCCGCAUCAACAAUGACACCUUUUGCCGUGUGAGGACGUCCACGGUGGUCGAGCCAACUUGUAAAACUCCUCCGCUUGUUUCUUCUCGACAGCAGCGACGGCGUUGUUGUUGCAUUAUUAACGACUAAUUAUCUCGGCGUUUCCUGCUUCCUUCUCCGGCCUCGCCUGCUCACCUGCCUAGCAAGACGCCCCGCGCUGCUAGCUUAUAACCUCCCCGGAGACGAACGCCUCCUCGACGGCUCUACGCGUUGACGCUCGGUCGGCGAAGUUCGAAGCGACAAAAGCUGCCCAACUUCCUUGAACUUGAAACGAGCCUAGUUUCCGAUGCCCCCGCGGAGAGGUCCUCCCUCCCCGGGCAGCCUACCGGGGCGCGGGCUCCUCUUGCUGGUGCUCCUGGUGCUCCUGGAGGGCUCCGUGCUGCACCUGGGCGCCGCCAGCUCGCCGGAUGUCGGCCACCGAGACAACUCGGACGUCCACGCCGUGGCGGAGGAGAGGCACAACUUCACCAAGAAGUCUUUCCCGGUGCUCAGCUUCGAGUACGAACACAUCCAGGUCCCCUUCGAGAUCUCCUUGUGGGUCCUGCUGGCCUCUUUGAUGAAAUUAGGUUUCCACCUGGUUCCUCGCCUGCCCGGCAUCGUGCCUGAAAGCUGCCUGCUGAUCGUGGUGGGCCUGCUUGUCGGGGGGCUUAUAAAGGUGGCCGGACGGGAGGUCCCACCCGUGCUGGACACCAACCUGUUCUUCUUCUGCCUGCUCCCGCCCAUCAUCCUGGAUGCCGGCUACUUCCUGCCCAUCCGGCCCUUCAUGGAGAACCUGGGCACGAUCCUCAUGUUUGCCGUGGUGGGGACCCUGUGGAACUCCUUCUUCAUCGGCGGCCUGCUGUACGCCGUGUGCCAAAUCCAGCCCAACAAUCCCUCGGACCUGCACACGCUGGAGCUCCUGCCUUGCUUGCUCUUUGGAUCCAUCAUAUCAGCUGUGGACCCUGUCGCCGUGCUGGCCGUUUUUGAGGAGAUCCACAUCAACGAGCUGCUGCACAUUCUGGUGUUUGGGGAGUCGCUGCUCAACGAUGCUGUCACGGUGGUCUUGUACCACCUUUUCGAGGAGUACUCGUGCGUGGGCUCUGUGACCGUGAUGGACGGCGUGCUGGGCAUCAUCUCCUUCCUGGUGGUGGCGCUGGGCGGCAUCUUAGUGGGGGCCAUCUACGGCAUCCUGGCGGCCUUCACCUCGCGCUUCACCUCCCACACGCGUGUCAUCGAGCCGCUCUUCGUCUUUGUGUACAGCUACAUGGCGUACCUGUCGGCUGAGAUGUUCCACCUGUCGGGCAUCAUGGCGUUGAUAGCGUGCGGGGCAGUGAUGCGGCCGUACGUGGAGGCCAACAUAUCCCACAAGUCUCACACCACCAUCAAGUACUUCCUGAAGAUGUGGAGCAGCGUGAGCGAGACGCUCAUCUUCAUCUUCCUCGGCGUGGCCACGGUGGACGGCAAGCACAACUGGAACUGGACCUUUGUCACCGUCACCGUCAUCCUGUGCCUGGUGGCACGGGUCAUAGGUGUGGUCGGGCUGACGUACAUCAUCAACAAGUUCCGCAUCGUCAAGCUGACCACCAAGGACCAGUUCAUCGUGGCCUAUGGGGGCCUGCGAGGCGCCAUCGCUUUCUCGCUCGGCUUCCUGCUGAAAAAGGAACGUUUCCCCUUGAGGGACAUGUUCCUCACCGCCAUCAUCACCGUCAUCUUCUUCACCGUCUUUGUGCAGGGCAUGACCAUCAAGCCUCUGGUGGACCUGCUGGCGGUGAAGAAGAAGCAGGAGGCCAAGCGCUCCAUUAAUGAGGAGAUCCACACUCAGUUCCUUGACCACCUCCUGACCGGCAUUGAGGACAUCUGUGGACACUAUGGACAUCACCACUGGAAGGACAAAUUAAACCGCUUCAACAAGAAGUACGUGAAGAAGUGCCUGAUUGCAGGCGAGCGCUCCAGGGAGCCGCAGCUCAUCGCCUUCUACCACAAGCUGGAGUUUAAGCACGCCAUCGAGCUGGUGGAAAGCGGAGGCGGAGUCAUGCUGCCCUCGGCCGUACCUUCCACAGUUUCCAUGCAAAACAUCCAACCCAAGAAGCCGCUGCCCACCAAACCUGCAGACAGAGUUCUGCCUCAGCUGUCCAAGAAUCGUGAGGAGGAGAUCCGCAAAAUCCUCAGGGGCAACCUUCAGAGGACACGGCAGCGGCUGCGCUCCUACAACCGCCACACCCUGGUGGCUGACCCUUACGAGGACAACUUUGGCGACCUCCUGCUCAAGAAGGAAAAGAUCAUCGCAUUGGAGAAGAAGCUACAGGACAUGAAUAACUACCUGACCGUGCCCAACCCUCUUCCCGACUCUCCCACCAUGUGCAGAGCCAGGCUGGCCUCAGGCAGAGAACAUGAUUUCAAACCUGCUGAGAAGAAGCAGCAGCAGCAGAAAGGGGACACAGUCUGUCCAGACCCUCAAGCCUACAGCGUGAAGCCCACCCUGGACAGCGUCCCCGUCAUCCAGGUGGACCUGGCCUCCCCCCAGUCGCCUGACUCGGUCACCAUGAUGGACGAGCUGCAGCGGGGCGGCCAGCAGGGGGCGCAGGAGGAGGAGGAGGAGGAGGACCGGGGACUUAUGAUGAAGCCGCCCGACGAGUCCCACAAGGCAGACCAGACAAACAGCAACUCCAGAGAGAAGCUGAUGAGGUGCCUGAGCGACCCGGGUCCACAUGCGGAUGAGGACCAAGACGAGGACCAGCCCUUCCUGCCUUAAGCGCAUGCAGAGAGGUGCGUGUGCGGAGGAUGCGGCUUUAAAAGGGCAGAUGCUACGAUAAGCCUAAACUAGGGGUGUCCAAACUACGGCCUGCGGGUCACCUGCGGGCCGCCAGCGUCUUCAAUUUGGCCCGCAAAGUGUUUUCAGUCUCAUUACAGAUAGCUGAUUGGUGGAAAUUUCCUACCAUCUCGUGGACAACGUGAGUAAAUCCAGUCAAUGACAAUGAAUUGUGCUUUGAAGUUAAAACAGCACAUUCACUUGUAUGACCCAAUCCAAACAACCUUCCCUAGUCACGGCACCAAAAAAAAAAUGCAACCAACAGAAAAAGUCAACACAUAGGGUGACACAUACAGCAACCUGCUCACUGAACUUUGUGGAUAUUAUGAAGAAAGGUCCAAACGCCAUAAAAACAUUCUAAAUGACAA
Messenger RNA from Nerophis ophidion (straightnose pipefish), 3594 nucleotides. RefSeq names its product solute carrier family 9 member A1a (gene slc9a1a). Bases 725 to 3169 code for a protein of 814 amino acids. The record is from RefSeq and is a predicted model, not a curated record. Gene Ontology annotation, cellular component: membrane. Lineage: Eukaryota; Metazoa; Chordata; Actinopteri; Syngnathiformes; Syngnathidae. Gene Ontology annotation, molecular function: sodium:proton antiporter activity. Gene Ontology annotation, biological process: proton transmembrane transport; sodium ion transport; regulation of pH. The transcript is spliced from 13 exons.